UGAUGACGUCACUUCCUGGCGGGAUUUUCCACUGAUGUAAACACAGUUAGUGACAGAUUUAUCAACACAACUACGGAAACACGAGACUCCAAAUGUGACAACUCUCUCUUGUUAAGUGAUCGUUAAAGUGCGUUCGUAGUUCAUCUUUCUGCUAAUUCGACAGUUUAACAUAGGCUUCGAGAGAAGGAGUCAUUUCUGCCCAGAGUUGCGCUUUCUGUAGUUUAUUUAGGCUUGUCAGGAUUCGUUCCUCGUUAAGAAAACCCUCGUUAAGAAAAGGCACCUUCCCUGUGUUGUGUCCCUGUGUUGUGAUGGACCCAUCUGACAUUGUGGGAAACCUCAACCACAUGGUGGAGUCUGUGGCACUGAAUGGGCCCUCUGCUCCUGACAGCACUGGACAAAAGGAUACCUCGCCCGCAGACAUGCUGAGGAUAAAACAACAGAUGUCUAACCAGUGCUUUGAGAUGGCAGUACAGAUCAAUGCAGGAAAAAGUAAAAGAUCAUGCAGCUCAUCAGAAGCUGAGAGAGACUUGCCAGAUUAUGUGGAUGAACUGGACAGAGUCAAGACUGCUCAUUUUAACAGCACAUUGGCCUUGCACAGAAUGCAGAUGUGGCACGCAAUUGGAGAAAAACUGAAACAGAAUGACUCUGAGGCAGAUGCCCUGAAAGCUGUGAGUGAGCGCUGCAUGGCUCUUUGUUCACACAUAAAACAACUUCAGAAAGAGUCAAGAGAUCUUCAAGACGACAUCACAGAAAUACAGAAGAAGAGGCUUGAGAAUAAGAGACUCACACAUGAGAAAAUGAGAGAGAUGGAAGAGUUGGUGUCAAAGAAGCAGCACCCAGACACAGAGAAGUACAAAGCUGCACUGGAGAAAGGCCAGGAGAACCUGGAGAAAUAUAAAAAGAUGACCAUCAUGAUACAGAACGUACUCAGGGGGGUCCUCAUGGCCGGUAAAGUCAACUGGAUGGAAGAUCCCAAACUUCGAGACAUCGCAAUGACACUGGAAGAGUUUCCGAUUUCAGACUAAAGAAGGAUCCAUUUAUUUCUUAUUUAUAUUUUCUGUGUUGUAUUAUCUAAUAAAUAAUCAAGAUAACUUGAAACCA
Notolabrus celidotus (New Zealand spotty) is the source of this 1101-nucleotide messenger RNA. It is a transcript of the gene cenph, whose product is annotated as centromere protein H. Lineage: Eukaryota; Metazoa; Chordata; Actinopteri; Labriformes; Labridae. Gene Ontology annotation, biological process: chromosome segregation; mitotic spindle organization; kinetochore assembly. Gene Ontology annotation, molecular function: kinetochore binding. The record is from RefSeq and is a predicted model, not a curated record. The coding region runs from base 309 to 1025 and encodes 238 amino acids. The transcript has 10 exons. Gene Ontology annotation, cellular component: nucleus; kinetochore.